Messenger RNA from Musca domestica (house fly), 4528 nucleotides. RefSeq names its product sodium-dependent transporter bedraggled (gene bdg). Gene Ontology annotation, biological process: sodium ion transmembrane transport. Lineage: Eukaryota; Metazoa; Arthropoda; Insecta; Diptera; Muscidae. Gene Ontology annotation, cellular component: membrane. Bases 505 to 4473 code for a protein of 1322 amino acids. The record is from RefSeq and is a predicted model, not a curated record. The transcript is spliced from 8 exons.
UCAGUAUUCAUUUAUUCAUUUAUUAGCUUGGUCGUUGUUUGUUAGCGGAUCGUUAUUAUUUGCCGCUCGUGCUCUGUACCUCGGGUUUGCCGUCACACAGAUAUUCUUCUGCGCUCAUACAUACGCGAACAUUAAUAGCGAUUGCUUUUUAAGUUCAAAAUUUGAACACAAUUUAAAGUAUUGAAAGAAUUUGAGCAAUUUCUGUUUUUUGGAAAAGUGUAUUGUGUUAAUUUCGAAUAAGUUGGGUAGAUGCCUGCAAAUAUAUCCGCCUCCAACCAAAUGACGUCUAUACGUAUAAUAUUGAUAGAUUUAUGAAAGUGAUAGCAACAAAACCUGCACACCAGAAGAGCAUAAAACUCACACAGCUACUAUGCAUGUAUGUAAAAUUACAUACAAACUUAUGUAUGGGUGUGUAAAUGUGCAGUGCCCCGUUUGCUCCAAACAAAAUAAAGCAUUUUAAUUUUGUGAACAAAAAACCUCCGCCGUUUUUAGAGUUCGCUUGAAAUGAGUUUAAAAAAAUCAUUCUCUGAAGAUUGCUCCAAUGGCUAUGAUAACGCUGAAAAUAAAGAUCGAAUUGAUCAAAGAUCAUACUCGACUUUAUCAAUGGACGAUAUUAGCAAAACCAAUAAUCUAUUGUUGAACUCAUCCUCGGCUCUUGGGUAUUGUACUGGUAGAAGGAGAAGGAAGAGGCGUACAAAUGAGAACAAUAUACGUACCAAUACAAGUGAAUUUAAUGGAACCCCAUUAAGUGGGUCUCUGUCGGAUAACUUAUCGAGGGAAUCUAUUCGCAAGGCAUGCGGUUACGUUGACGAUUUAAGCGACAAUGAUCUAAUCGAAGUUCAAAAUACUCCGGGGAACUUCCAAAAGUGCACUCCAGCAAUCAAAAGUUCAUUUAUGGAUGGGAAUUUCUUUAACAGGCGAAAAAAGUCUGAGGAAAAUCCUUUUUACAUGGCUGACUGUCAAUUCAGUGAGAAGGCAGUAUUUCACAACGAAGAAGCCUACGAUGCUCUACGAGAACUUGAUGCAGUUCUCGAUAUACACGAUGUUUCCCAAUUCGAUUCGAACUGCUCCUCUAGCCUGACAGAAUCGGAACCCGAUCAAGCCAACAUAGAAGAUUGCUUAUUAGAUUUGGAUGACUAUCUUAAUAAAAUGGAAGAAAGCGCAUUACAUUGCAACAUUGCGGAAACAAAUAAAAACACUUCAAGUCUAGAUGCAGCAAGAAGUAGUACGCUGCCUAAUUUUCAGCGAAGUAACUAUCUAAGGAAGACCGUUGGAUGUGGACCUGAGCGAAGAUCAACUGAUUCAAUUUUAAAAAUGUCGAAACCUGCCUACGCCAGCUUGAGGUACACUGAUCGGUAUCACUCUGAUGUCGUGGCAAAAGAAACUAAACAGAUGAAACAAGUCUAUCCAGUAGAAGAAGUAGAAUCGCAUAACUUUGAAAAUUUAGAGGAUAAUGUUUUAUGUAAUGAAAAUAGGGUGUGCGAGAAUCAGAUUUUAACCGAAGAACAAAUAUUUCAAAAUUUAAUUGAACAGAAUGGGAAUCGUGGCGAAGAAGAGUGUAGACCACGACAAUACGGUAGGCGAGCAGAAAGAAAUUCACAUGCUUCCAUGCCCGAAUCGAAUAGUGCUGCCAAUAUUUCUGCUACGGCCUCUAUUAACGUUAGGCCUAUGAGUGCACCUGCAUCAGCUUCAAUACAAAUGGUUCAUUCGGAACAAUUAUUACGUAGUUCUAGAGCAUAUGCUGGAUCUGAUGGCAGCACUGGACGAUCUACCCGUACAGUAAGCCCGGUGACAAUCGCAUCCAGUUCUGAUUCUAGCGAAUCGUCAACAACAUCACAUAAUAUUAUUGAAUCAAACCUCGUUAUAAACGAAGAUAAUGCGCAGCACAAUAUAAAUUCAUCCCAUGAUUCGGAUAAUGUUGAUACGACUCAAAAGCCGGGCUUCAACACACAUUGGCCGCAUAGUUAUAGUCGGACUUUAGCCCUUAUAUCGUGUACACUAGGUCUAUUUAAUAUUUGCCGGUUUGCAGUUCUGACCAUAAAUUAUGGACCAAAUUUUCUCAUUCAGUUCCUAUUGUUUUCUAUUAUUUUCGGAGUCCCCUUUCUUUGGUUGCAAAUGUGUUUGGGGGUCAAAAUAAGAGAAGGUCCAGUGUCGAUGUGGAAAAUCAGUCCUAUAUGCAGCGGCAUUGGAAUUUCACUGAUAAUUGUGCAAUAUUUCAUUACAAUAUACUCAUCUGUAGUCGUUGUUUGGCUACUAGUGUAUUUAAGCGACACUAUUCUUUACCAAUCAUCCUAUCGAUGGGCCGAAACGAAUCACAUGCUUAUUCCUAGAAAUUAUUCGUACAACAACUUUAAUCUUACUGAAAGUAUUCCAGACUACUUUAAUAUAAAUGUUCUUCAAAGACUGCAGAUUCUUAAACUAGUUAAUAACUCGGGCAUUCGUAUUCACAUCAAUGAUCGUCAGCUGGCGUUCUAUUUGGCAAUAUUGUGGGCAGCCGUAUUUUUAAUACUGUGCAAGGGACUUAGAUCAUUUGGAAAGGUAAUUUUCAUUGUUGGAAUGUUACCCCUUUUGGUGCUUGUGGUGAUCACUGGAAAAUUGCUUUGUGUAGUAGAUCUUGCAAAAUUGCAGAAUGUGUUUAGUUCUUCCGAAUUGGAUGAUUUUCUAAUUAAUUCGAAGACAUGGACAGCUGCUGCCCAAGAAACCUUUUUAACUUGGGGUCUUCUUGGCGCUUCUGUAAUAGCAAUUUCGAGCCGAACACACAAAUCACAAUCUAAAAAAACACUUCGAAGAGAUGCCAUUCUUGUUGUUUUAGUGACGCUAAUUGGUCUGUUUUUAUCAGCCUUAAUGGGAUUGUCCUGCAUCCAAAUCUUAAACCAGUCUGGUUAUGUAUAUGUUCCUGGCUCCUAUGAGAAGCCGGGGACAUAUUCAUCAGUAUAUUCCUUAAAAUCGUCUCCCAGUUCAGAUAUAAUAUCAUAUCCCACUAAACUCGUGCCUCACUAUUCCAGUUUGAUUGGAGAAGUAUAUAGACGCCACACAGACCUGAAGAUUUCCAGCGGUUACCAAGUGCUUCGUUUUAUUUCUGAAUUAUUUCCUGCAGUGCUACUUAUUGCUGGCGAUGAUGUGUCGUGGAUUUGGGGAUCUGUUACAUUUAGUAUGAUGUUUGUAUUUGGAGUUGCACAGCUAUGUGUUAUGUGGAAACCUAUAUCGAGUGCUUUAGGCAAUUCGACAAGCGCCGUUUUACUCAGUUGUGUAACUGGUCUAUUGUUAAGCAUACCAUUUGCAACUGAAGUCGGAAUCACUUUGCUCCAUUACAUAGAUAGUUUGAUAGGUGGGGCUUGGUUCAUACCGAUAUUAUGGGCAGCGGAGAUUUUUGGCGUAUUUCUAAUCCGAGGUCGUCCAUAUAAUGGAGACGAUCUUGUAAACGAUUUGAAAAUGUCGGGUUCUAUGUCUGCAUUCUUGGCAUUAUCCUGGAAUGUUUUAUUGCCUAUCAGCCUUAUCACAUUGGCCGUCAUUGAGUACAAAACAUCAUUGUCAAGUCAAUUAUACUAUUGGCGAGGACGAUCGUACUACACCUACUGGGCAAGGAAAGUGGGAGCAUUAACACAGAUUGGCUUUAUGCUUCUGGUGCCAAUAACCGCCAUCAUACAGAUUUAUCGUUAUCUUACCUCUGGCCCACCCGAUAUUUUAGAUAGAAUUCAAAUGCUAUAUCGACCUCUGGAAGGCUCAAUUGCAACACGAUUAAUAAACAGAACUCAAAGGGAUAAUAUAGAAGGCCGUUACAGACAGUCAGGAAUCGGAAACAGUGCUGAAAAUGGCGUUAGUAAUUUACAUGAUGAUGCUCCGCCGAAAUAUACACCUCCUCCAUCAUAUACUACUGCAACUGGAGCUAGAUUAGCUAAAAUUUUACGUCAAAGCAUAAGGCGCAGCGUUAGAAGAUUGCUAGGAGACUCGGGUAGGUCAAGGCCGAUAUUGUCUAUUCAAUUAGAACAUAAUAAUGAAAGCACAUCAUUUCCACCUGAUUAUUCUUCAGUUCUUCCUAAUCUUUCGGGUUUGAACGAAGUUGCGCCGAGUAUAAGUGAAACUAUUGAGAUUGGUAACCGACCGCCAACAAAUCUGGUACAUAGCCGAUGUUUAUCUUUAGGACGUAAGCAGAUGCUAAAGAAGCACCCGUUAAUGCAAAAAAAUGUCUCAAACCGACCUUCUUCUGCUCCCCGAGAGAUAAUCUUAGAUGGUGAUGCCGGUAGUGGUACAACUCGAUUAUCAAGACCGUAUACAGCAGAGGACGUCAUAACCGUUCUUAGAUCCUCCACAAGAAUACGAAACAGAACAUCACAUGACACACACCCACUUAACCAAAUGGUAUUUCGUUCUAUUGAAAAUUUGGUGCUCAAUGCAGAGCCACCAGGUGUAAGCUCGUCUGCGGUGUCUGAACAUUCAGAUGGCGAUGAUCAUAACAAUACAUCUGUGAUUUAAUAUACUUAUAAGAAAUAAUAAUAAAAAAAAAACAAUAGCUGAGCAUCCCCAACAA